UCUAAUUUGCAUAUCUUCAAUAUUGAGGCUCCAAUAUUCCUUGCCCGUUGUUAGCGCUUUAAUAUAAUAUUUUCAACCGCGACCAGCAAUGACGGGUGAUCGUUUGAAACAUGAUGUAUCCAGCGACGUCGGAAGGUCAGAUGGUAGAUCUGGAGUAACAAGACGUCGCCUGGCAAAACCGACUUCUCUUAGAGAAAACGGAUCUUUAAAAUUUGAAAACGACCUUGCAUUGGCGCUGAAAGAAAGUUUAAAGUAUGCUAAACAAAUGGAUAGCGAACCCAAACCAAUGGAAGAUUCGUCUAUUAGGAGAAACAACAUUGAAAAUCAAAAGAACGAACUAGAAACGAAGUCUUCCAUCUCAUCCAGAAUGGAUACAUUGGGUGAGAUGCAGUUGAAAGAACUUUUAGUGUUGCAUAUCGAUCUCAUUCAACACCAACAAGAGUUGGUUAUACAGAAAGACAGACAAAUCAAACAAAUCAAACAAGAGAGGGAUAAUCUAAAAUGUAGACUAGAUCGGAUGGAAAGACGAAUGUCUCUACUAAAGCAUAGAAUACCUGAUGUAGAAUUAAGUGAAAGCCCUACAAGACAAAAAGGUGAUCAUCAUCCAUCUACACAGUGUUUGUCUGAAAAUUUACCAUCACAUACAACAGAGAAGUCAUUGAAAAGGAAAAGAGCCAGUUUUGAACCACAGAAUCUCGGUAAACGUUUUGUCACAGAUUUAAGUGUAGAUAGUAGGAACAAACCAACAGACACUAAAUUACAACCAAAAGUUGAUAGGACUAACAGAAGUCGUAGUAGAACUUUCACUAUACCUACAGAGGAAAUAUAUAAUGCUUGGGGAUACAGGGCAAGACCUGGUCAGAUAGCUGCAGAUCCUAGUAUGCUUAAGGAACUUCAAAAAAGAACAAGUAUUAAGAAAACAGACAAUGUGGACAAUAGUGUUUUACGUACAAAAGACAAUUAUCACAUUUCAUUUUAUCAACCGGUAGCAGAACAUAUUGAAAUAGAAAAUAAACCUGAUUUGCUAAAAGGUGCUCAGUCUCAGUUAACAGUUGAAGUUCCACAUUGGAGGAUAAAAAUGUAUACAAAUCAGUGGGGACUUGAAGGAACAGAGAAUAUGGAAGAUGAAAUUUAUACAAAGAGGCACACUAAACCAGAAAUAGAAGAAAAGAGAAGAAAGAGAUGGGAUUUGCAAAGAUCUAGAGAGCAGGCUGCAUAUGAGAAAUUGAAAGAAAAAGAAAAAGGUGCUGAUGUUCCCAUAGAGGAAAAUUCAAAUUCUGUUGAAUCAUUUUAUCCUUCUCUUGAUAACAUUACUCAUUUAGAAAUCACAGAUAAAAUUCCAGUGAUGGUGUUUGGUCAUGGAAUACCAAAAAUGGAUGCUACAGGUUUCAAGUUGCCUUGGGAUGUAAAUAUGAAGAAAGGACAUAGUCAUUUACGCACACGACACACAAGGAAUACAUAACACAAAUGUGGUGCUACAGAUGUAUUCACCAGCCAUUUCAAGACAUGAUUCAUAAUCAGUGACCAAAGCUAGAAUCUUGUUGUUAAUAUUUUUUAUUGUUGUAUUUAAUUUAUAUUUGAUAGUAAAUAUUUUUGUUGCUUUGUGUUCGGGUAUAAGUGAUAACGACCCUGUGUUUUAUUGUAUAAUUAAUUUCUCAAAUUGUAAGCUUAUUUGUUCCAUGAUAAAAUUUUCAAGCUAUCAAAAUUGUAAUCCUACAAAAGGGGAAGACAUCUCAGUUAAAAAAAAAAUCAUAAUGGGGUGUAGUAUCUUUAAGCAUUUGAUUGCAAAAUUUUUUAAAUAAGAUUUUUGAUUAAAAUACAGAAGCCUCAGUAUUUUUAUAAUAACUUAAAUAGCUUAAAAACAAAAAGGGGGAGAGGUAAAUUAAAUAUUGGAAGAAUCAGUCCUUUGCACAUACGACAGGGGUUGAGCAAUCUGAUUGAAAACCAAUGCAAGAUAUGUUUGCUGCUUGUGAAAGAUCUGAAAAAACUCCAUAUUAAGUGGUCAUAUUCAGUGACCUUUCAGCAUCUGAUAUUUUCUGUGGACCUCAGUAAUUUUUUUUUUUUUAUCAAAUUGUGUUAAGUAUGUUAGCAGGAAAAAGCCAGCAUGUGGCUUGAAAUGAUUGGCUGGAUAAAAAUUUGCAUAAAAAGUCAUCCAGAUACAGACAGGACCCUUUACUUGCAGGGAUCACCAUGACCUAUUGAAGCGUGGCAGUGUGCCAUGCUUAAAUUUCUAGCGUCACGCUAAAAUUUCCAGCACCACGCUCAUUUUAUAGUCCGCCACACUUGCAAAUUCAAUAGAUUGAAGUUCAAUUCAAGAUAUCCCUAAUCUAAUUAUCAUGUCAGUGGCAAUUAGGAAAUAUAAUUAGUGUUUAAUGGUGUGAACACUGCCUCAGGGGAUGUACAUUGACAGCUGAUUGCAUUAUUUACAUUGUCUCGCGUGGUUGAACAAGGUAACAUCCAAUGAACGAUCAUGACCCAGUUUCUUCAAAUUGAAAAGUAAAAAUUGUUUGCAAACUAUUCUUUAAAUACAAAUGCUUGACUAUACCUGAAAUACCUUAAUGGUAUGUGUAUAUAUCCAAACAAAAUUGAUAAAAGCAGUAUAAUUCAGAAAUCAAAUGAAUUCCCUGACCACAUGUUUUCUUUUUGUUUACAACCAUGUCAAAUGUGUACUUUUGGCGGGGAAAUACCUAAAUACCAGACAACACUGUCUGGUUAUUUAUAGACAUUUAAAUAAACAGCUAAGCUGUGCCAUUAAGGAAAAUAGUUAAACUGGGUAUAUAUAAUUCCUUAAUCAGUAAUCUAUAUCAUUUUAUUGGAAAUCAAAAUUUGUCAUGAAAGAAAGUUCUUUCAAAUAAUAAAAUUGUAUAAUGAAUACUUUAUCACAUGAAAAGCAAUAUUUGGAUCCCUCAUUUGUUCCUGAAAUCUGGGAAGCCAUAUAAGGGUUUUUAACUUCUCUAAUAGGUUUCUUAAAGUGUGGUGACCAAAAAAUGUAUGCGAGACCCCCUUUACUAAUACAUAUUAGCUAUAUAUGAAAACAACUUGUAAGGCAGAAAGUAAACAUAUAAGGAACGAUUCAACAAUGCAACCCACCAUCUCUGAUUUGAUGAAGUUUUUCCCCCACCCUUUAUUUUCAUUCUGUGGUGAACCCUGCUUGGUGUUUUCAGAACUUGCAGAGGCAACAAGCAAAUGUAAAACAGCAAAGUGAAAAUGAUAUACAAGUUGUAUUGUUAUUUUUUCAUGUGUGUUGUUCAAACAUUUUCAAGAUUAGCAAGCAUUUGGUUGAUCCUUGCAAACUUUCACUCACCAACAUUUUGUUAAUAUAGCCAAAGUUUACAGAACUCUGUGAGAAUUUCUUUUCAAAUAAAUUUCCCAAAUAGAUCAUGUUUGAGACUUCUUUCAGUUGUGGAAGUCAGUCAUCUUUGAAUAGAUGGGUGUCAUAGUUCAGAACUAAAUCAGUUGACCUUUAUGAAAACCAACUGAAUAUCAUGGAGAGAGAAAUUUCAAAGAAAUUACCAGAAAUUGCAAUUGAUCCAACUUUAUAUGCAUUGACUUAGCCUAACAUACAAGAAGCCAACCAGCUAGCCUUUAAAUUACAGUGACUGUCGACACAAUGGUUUACCAAUUUUUGAACAAUUCAGCAUCUAACUUCUCUUGUUUUCAAAUAAUUUGGAAGGUUCAUUCAUGGUUAUAAUCCUUGAAAAUCAAAAAAAAAACUUUUAUAAAUAAUACUACACAGCCACUAAAUCAUUCAGUCAGAUGAGUGUAUAGAAUUACCUAAUCAGCUUUGACAUAGUAAACACUGCUAAAUGUAAAGAACUGAGUAAUCCUCAGACCAGUACAUUGUUUUGAAAUAAUAAAUAACAAUAUUUUCCCACAACCUUUGCUAAAGAAACAAAGGCACAUGAACAUUAUUUUAGGAACAAAAUGUUGCAAGAUGCAUAACAAUUUUGGAAAUUUACAUGUAAUUUAUAUUGUUGAAAACUAUACAAAAACAAGUUGGUACGUCUUCAGUGAUCCAUGAAUAGAGAUGUCUGAACAAUUUAUUUUAAAGAGGAAUGUAACAGACCUGCUUGAUAUUGAGUGUUUUUAUAAUCUGUCACAAUGUAAGUCUUUUUUUCAAGAAUAAAGAUAUUAAACCUU
Messenger RNA from Mytilus californianus (California mussel), 4140 nucleotides. RefSeq names its product male-specific lethal 1 homolog. Gene Ontology annotation, cellular component: MSL complex. The transcript is spliced from 8 exons. NCBI's taxonomy places the organism in Eukaryota, Metazoa, Mollusca, Bivalvia, Mytilida, Mytilidae. The coding region runs from base 89 to 1462 and encodes 457 amino acids. The record is from RefSeq and is a predicted model, not a curated record.